This is a messenger RNA of Plectropomus leopardus (leopard coralgrouper), 2029 nucleotides long. Lineage: Eukaryota; Metazoa; Chordata; Actinopteri; Perciformes; Serranidae. The record is from RefSeq and is a predicted model, not a curated record.
AUGCUUUAGGGAAAUAUGGAGCUUAUUUUACCUGAAGAUGGAGUGCCUUGGCUGUUUUUCUCAAUGGUUGUGUGCAUUAAUUUGAGACUUUUUUGUGUUUUUGAACUUUGACCUGUCUUACCAAAGAACACCUGUCAUUAGAGCCAAGCAGCGCUCACUUUAUCUAUUUUAACAUAUAUUAAUUUAAUUUAUAAUAUCUUUGGGUAUUCUGAGGACUGUUGACCCCCAUUACGGGGAAGCUCAGUGGGGUAAACAACACUUCACCACUGAUCCAAAUCAACCAUAAAAGACACCUUCAAAACAAUUAAAUCCAUGAAACUUAUUGACAUAAAACAUGCUAAUAAGACAAUAAAAUCCCAGAGUAAUAGGCAGCAAGAUAAGCAGUCCCCAUGCCAGAGGCCCCUCUGUUCUGCUGCUGGCACAGGAGCUCUUUAUCAGCUCCUUGCCAGGCCAGGUGCUCCUAGCUGAGCAACGCACCUCAUCAGGUAAUGCUGUGCUGCAUUACCUGUGCAGAGUUAAAGGGAAAGCCAGACAAGAACACGUACAGCUGUAACAGGGAGAAGCAAUUAGUUAAAUAUUAAGUGUGAGAUAAACCACAAACAAUAUUAAUUGCUUAGUUGCACCAUGAAAUAGAACUCAUACAAGUUUUACAAUACAGACGUGUCAACUGUUACUAUAACCCUUAAACUCAAUAAAUGUUUUUUUUAAAUGGGAAUUUGAAAAUGAUUACUUGUUUUAAUCUAAAAGCAAACCUUUCUAUAAUGUGAACCCUCUUUACUAGUCAAAUAUUUGACAUUGCUGUGACUCAACAUAUCCAUGUCAAACUUCCAGUGAGUAGCACCAGAAGAUAAAAUAAAUUGGGACAAAGAACAACAUGUGUCUUGUGAAUUGUUGCAAAAAUAUUAGAUGGGAUGGACUCUUAAUCUUAACAGCACUUUAUUCCAAGACACUUUGAAUGUGCAGCCAGGAGCCAGUCCCUUGAUAUUUACAGAGAAGGUGACUUUGUGGACUGAAUGGUUUUUGUUUGCACUCUUUGAGAUAGAAAACAAUUCUAUCAGAUCUGGACCAGGGAAUUUAAUCGUAGAGGGUACAUUUACAUGAUUCCAUUUAGUGUACUUUAGUGCACUUUAGUGUAAAUGUGCGGCAUUUGUGUGUCAGCAGAGCAAAUGACCUCUUAUUUGUGGUUAUGAUAGGAAGGAAUUUAUGUUUUUCAUCUAAAAAUUUAAUUAUUCUAAACGACCCUAAAGACUGAGGCAGGUAGCCUUCAUGUACACAUGCUAAAAACCCAUUUUUGUUUAUUACUUGUAUUGUACUUCUUAUCAUUGCUCAUCAGUGAUAUUCAGAAGGCAUCCGCAGGGUCUUUAGCCUCCAUCUUCUCCUCCAUGGCGAUAUGUCCCACCGAGCUGGUGAAAUGUCGCCUGCAGGCCAUGCAUGAAAUGGAAGCAUCUGGCAGAAUCACAAGUGGACAGAAAAGUACAGUGUGGACAGUUGUGAAGACAGUGUUGAAGACAGACGGUCCGCUGGGUUUCUACCAAGGACUGACGUCCACCAUGGUGAGGGAGAUACCAGGUUACUUCUGCUUCUUUGGGGCCUAUGAACUGUGUCGGUCCCAAUUUGCCCAUUACAUGGGCACGGACAAGGACAGUAUAGGUGUUCUUCCACUCAUGUUCAGCGGUGGAUUUGGAGGAGCUUGUCUGUGGUUGAUGGUCUAUCCCAUAGACUGUGUGAAGUCCAGGAUCCAGGUUUACUCUUUAGCUGGGAGGCAAGAGGGCUUCAUGAAGACCUUCACGGGUAUCAUACGCAAUGAGGGAUUCCCUGCUCUGUACUCGGGCUUGACUCCUACCAUGAUACGCACUUUCCCUGCCAACGGGGCCCUUUUCCUGGCUUAUGAGCUCAGUCGCAAGUUUAUGAUGGACUCAGUCGGUUACUGACGUGGAGGAUCACUGCACCUGAAGAAAGUAUUGUGCUUGUCACCUUGUAUUUUUAAAAUGAGUUGACCAAAAGCUUUAUUGUGUGUUACAUGUUUGAG